AUGUACAGUAAUAACAGCAAACGUAAAACAGCAAGAGCAUCAAACAGCAGCAACAGCACCAGCAACGACUUUCAGACAACAGGAAACAACAUCAGCAACGUACAGCAACAGUACAACAGCAACAGCAACCAGCAGCACUUAACAGCAACAGCAACGACAGCAAAACCAGCAGCAGCAAAAACAAAACAGGGAAACCAGCAACAACAACCAGCAGCAUUCACAGCAACAACAAUGACAGGAAAACCAGCAGCAGUAAAAACAACAGUAUGGAAGAACCAGCAACAGCAACCAAAAACAUUUAACAGGAACAGCAAAGACAGCAAAAAUCAUCAAAAAACAGCAGCAGCAACCCCUAGCACACCAGCAAGCAAGUAG
Lotus japonicus is the source of this 375-nucleotide messenger RNA. RefSeq lists its product as uncharacterized. The coding region runs from base 1 to 375 and encodes 124 amino acids. Lineage: Eukaryota; Viridiplantae; Streptophyta; Magnoliopsida; Fabales; Fabaceae. The transcript has a single exon. The record is from RefSeq and is a predicted model, not a curated record.